CGAAACCCCAAAACAACUCGCCGGCGACGGCUGCGAGCUCGGGGGAGGCGAUGGAGGAGGGAGUGGAGGAGGGGGAGGUGGGGGAGUACAAGCUCCAGAGGCUGGUGGGGCAGGGAUCCUUCGCCAAGGUGUUCCGCGCCGCGCACCGCCGCACCGGCGCGCGCGUGGCGGUGAAGGCGAUCGACCGCCGGCGGGUCGAGAAGCGCGUCCACGAAGGGAUCCUCAAGGAGAGGGAGAUCCUCAAGAGCAUCGAUCACCCCAACAUCCUCCGCCUCCUCGACACCAUCGACACGACGAAUAUGAUGUACCUGGUACUGGAGUACUGCGAUGGAGGAGACCUCGAUGCGUUUUUGCACAAGCACGGCCGGCUGCCGGUGGCCACCGCCAAGGACUUGAUGCGGCAGCUCGCGGAAGGGCUGAAGGUGCUGAGGGAGAGGAACAUAGUCCACAGGGACCUCAAGCCACAGAACCUUCUCCUAUCAACCAAUGAUGAUGCCAUUAUAUUGAAAAUCGGAGACUUUGGGUUUGCCAAGCAUGAAAAUUUAGCUGCCACAAUAUGUGGGUCACCAUAUUAUAUGGCCCCAGAAAUUUGGCAAGGGAAGGACUAUGAUGCAAAGUCAGACUUGUGGAGUGUUGGGGUCAUUCUGUUUCAGCUAGUCACUGGGAAGCUGCCAUAUACUGGGAGUACUUGUUUCCAGCUGCAACAAAACAUCCUGGCUUCUGAUGAACUUAACUUCCCUUCAGAAAUUGAAGCUGAUUUAUGUCCUGAUUGCAUUGACUUGUGCAGAAGACUCUUGCUCCGUGAUCCAAGGAAGAGAAUAAGUUUUGAGGAAUUCUUCAAUCAUAAGUUUUUGGCAACAACAAGGAAAUGCGAGCUUGUCCGUGAGUCCCAUCAUGCUGUUGAUUUAAGGGAUACAUGCCAGGCAAUCACCUCUCAUGUUGUCCUAAAAACGAAGCCUGAAAGUGUGGAAUCAAAAAAAUCGGAAGUAUUUGAUUCAUGGGAGUGGAUCGAACGAGAAUAUGUGCUCGUUCCAAUGAACUGUACUUCCAUGGAGAUGUAUUCUUCAGUCGAGAAGUCCGCAAAGGAUGAUACAUGUACAAGAAAUGCUGGCUAUGAUAGGACCACUGGCAAAGGUUCUGUUCAGAAUCAAAACAGAGACUUUAUCCACAGAGUUAUUGGUGUGCAAAACCAUGGAUGCACUCUGGUGCCUGUUUCCCAGGAGUCAGCCAAUGCAGAAGAUAGAAGAGCGAAGCCACCUGAUUGUUUUACAAGGCUUCAUAUGCUGAAUCAAUAUGUUCUUGUUCUUACGGAACUUGCUCGGGAAAAGCUUUCUAAGGGGCUGUACCUGGAGGCAUUGUCAAUUGAACUUGUAUUAUUAGCUAUCUGGAAAGAGGCACUUGAUGCGUGUAGCUUAUUCAUGGAUGCAUCAGAUGAUGGAAAUUUCUCUGAAUCUUCUCCAGAACAUUUCCUGCCUAAGAGUGACCAUUCAUCUCUGAAUGUGGCGCGAGGACUGGACUUCAGUAGACCAGCUUCUGUCCGUUCGUGGGUUGAAAGUGGAUUCAUGAAAGCAUAUGAUCGUGCGGAGAAGAUAUCACAUAUAUUGCGGAAGAGUUAUGAUAACACUGAAAUGCCAGAUGCAAUGGAUGUCAUAUUUCAAACUGCUUUAGAAUAUGGGAAAAGUGGUGCCGCGAAUGAAGUUUUGGGGCACCGAAGUAGAUCGACGGCGCUUUACUCAAAAUCUAUCAUCUUGCUCACAUUUAUAUUGCAGGAAGCUCCUAUGUUGCCACUAAAUCCACCAUUUUCCAUUUCACCAUCAGAACAGCAGCGCAUCCAUAGCUACAUAGCUAAUUUGAAGAGCCAUCUCUGCACUGCUCAGGUUGCGGGGCAACAGCAGAGAUCAGCUCAUAACUAAUUUAGUACUUAUUACUUGGGAAACCUCUCUGCACAAGGAUUGAAAGAUUAAUUGUCGUGGCGAAGCUUUGUCCUCCACUGUUUUUAUCUAUAGGAGGUGUUCAGUGCAUUGGUGGCGUCUGAUGACAGGAACUCUGUAUAAUAUUAUAUGUGCUGAACACCAUGGUCCAUCGGACCCUUCUUUUGUAUAUAUACCACUUGUUAAAGCUCUAUGGUCGCCCCUUUUCAUAUGUUGAGGUGACCUUAAAACUUGUAAAGGCUUCGCGCAAACUGUAAAUAGUAAACCUUUCUUUAACUGCAGUCUCCUUUUCAAAGUUUGGAGCUCCGAAUGGACAUCUGUAACCGAAUGGUUGAUUACCAGAUUUUCCUGUUGUAAAGUUAUUCUUUUGUAAAA
Messenger RNA from Setaria italica (foxtail millet), 2306 nucleotides. Its product is annotated as serine/threonine-protein kinase ATG1a. Gene Ontology annotation, cellular component: cytoplasm; autophagosome. NCBI's taxonomy places the organism in Eukaryota, Viridiplantae, Streptophyta, Magnoliopsida, Poales, Poaceae. Gene Ontology annotation, molecular function: protein serine/threonine kinase activity; ATP binding. The record is from RefSeq and is a predicted model, not a curated record. Gene Ontology annotation, biological process: autophagosome organization; autophagy; protein autophosphorylation. The coding region runs from base 51 to 1913 and encodes 620 amino acids. The transcript has 13 exons.